AUGUUUCGCAAGUGCAUAAACUUGCCGCUAAAACGACUGUGGGUCUGUCAUCAACCCAGUCCAUUCAUCCAGCCCUGGCCACUGGUCCAGAGCAAUGGAUCUCCAUUUAGUAAGCAGUCAUCGCCUACCUUCUUCCAGGACGACCCUCCAAUGUCCUACGACAUUCGCACCAGCGAUCUCAGCCGAACGGGCUCUUCAUCAUCGAUAAGACAGGUUCCACAGAAGGUGCGCAUUGUGGGCGAAGUUCACAGCCUCAAAGUCUGUGGAUACGAACAGCCUGGCAACUGCCUAUUUAUCAGUCAGAAAGGACGCCUCUACCACAAGGAAUCGGGCAGGGGCAGAAGGGAAUCUCGCGCAGACGUAUGGGAACGAGCUCGGCAUUUUAAGGAACGAUCCAAUAGCAAGGUCAGCAAUCGCCUGAAGGAACUGAUGACCGAGGGUGUUGACGGGUUAGACAAGGGAAUAAAGAAAAACGAAAGGAUUAACCAGAUAAGGCGGUCUCCCAAACAAAAAUACUCGAAGAGUCCCUCUUACAGCUCAUAUAUUGAUGAUAAGGCGGCAUACCUCGAGUUUCAGGAACCCAAACGAACAUUCAGGAAUUUUGUUACCAUGCUCAUGGCAAAGGGUAGAAAGGUAAGACAGCAAUUGCAGGAGGGCAAGGAUGCCGACCGCCUGAGAUAUCACUCUGGGAACAAGGAUCUAAUGCAGCACUAUCACUAUAAAUCUAAAAGGCCAAUUAUGCAAAGGAAGCUAAGGGCAAAGCCAAAAGCUCCAAAGGCCAAGUAUAAAGACGACUCGAUAGAUUGGACUUUCUUCGAGGACUCAUCCAAUCCCCAGAGGCAAGAUGUGAAUGCGCUGGACCAGGAUGUAUUUUUUCCGCUAAAAACUAAAUCCAGAAGUGCUGGAAGGCCGAAAGGCAAGGGAAUAUCCUCACAGGACAAAUCAACACAACCACAUUCACUGGAAGUAAUAAUGGCACGUGAGGAGCAGCUCAUAAGUAAGGCCAAGAAGGAAACUAAGGGUCGCCUUCCAUCUCUUAGAGAAACUACACCGUUUAAAACCAAGCCCGGGGAACUGAAAAACUGCAUUGACCAACUAAGUGUGAGUCAAAUGAAUAACCAAAAUAUGUGCGAGGUAUGCAUUGAACCACAGGUGCCUUUAUCUUCUGCAGAACAGAAAGUGGAUUUUAAGAGGGUCAACGAAAAUAUCAUGGAAUCAGGUUCCCACAAUUCCGGUGGUCAGAAAAACGAGUCAGCACUCAAAAUGAUCGAGCCGGAUAGUCAAAAACUGACGGGCUUCCAUGACAUUUUUGAGAACAGAACGCACAAAAGUCUAUCGGCACACUCGGAUAAUAGUUCAGAAAACAUACAAUUUACAGCUGAACUUAAGCCACCCAAUAAUUCGGAAUGUAUUUCAAAAAUGCCUUGUCCACCUUCGAAUGUUGCAAACUUGGCUGGCCAAACACGAUCAUGUCAAUGCCCCGAAAAGGAUUGCCACAAAGAAGGCAUAAAGUCCAAGAAAGAAAACGACGUCUCAAAGUUUUUUACAAUAUUAGAUGACAAAGACAAGCUGAAAUUUCGAGUAGCAGAAUUAAUGGCUAGGUGCAUGUUUCUAGUGGAGAAUAGAACGCCGAAGGAUUCGGAAGGUAGUGCAAUCUGCAAUAAGCAUGUUGAGGAUAAGGACAAUGUUAAUAAAUUAGUUGCAGAUUUUCUGGAAUUUUGUGAGAGUCAGAAAAAGGAUGAUUGCAGGCGCUCGAAGUCAUCAAUGUUGGAAAACAGGGAGAAAGGCAUAUUAGCCAAAGUAGAUAUUAUUAUAAAGCAGUGCACACAUAUAAAGGAGGUGAUCAAAGGGGAGUCUCUGAAGAAGCAAUCUAUUAAAGAAGGUCCUUGCCAAAACAUUGAAGAAGAAUUAUGCACGGCCGGUCAGAAACAAAACUGCACCAAUGAGUGUCUGAAGAAAAUAUGUCCAGAAGGAAAGAAUGUUGUUGAAGACUUACUGAAAAAUAUAUCUGGAGAGUGCAAUAAGUCUGAUAAAUACGAGCAACAGCUAUUCAUAAAAAUGAAACGUGUAAUAGAAGAAUUGCAAAAAAAGUUAGCAGAAGACAAGACAGGCAGCAUGACAGGCAGAAGGCAAAAUCGAAAGAAUCCAUAUUCCGAAAAUAAAUGUGCAGAGAAAGAAUUCAAAAGUAAAUGUGCUGAUGAAGAACUGAUGAAAAAGUGUGCCAUUGAAGAAUUAAAGGAGAAAUGUGCUGAAGAGAAGCUAAGAGAGAUAUGUGCAGAAGAAGACCUAAAAGAAAAAUGCGCAGAAGAAGAAUUGAAGGAAAAAUGUGCCAAGGAAAGAUUAAAGGAAAAAUGUGCAGAAGAAGAAUUGAAGGAAAAAUGUGCAGAGCAAGAUUUAAAAGAAAAAUGUGCAUUGGAAGAAUUUAGGGAACUCUGUGCAGAAGAAGAAUUCAAGCAGAAGUGCGCGAAAGAAGAUUUUAUGGUAGAAUGUUCGGAAGAAAAGCUCAAAGAGAAAUGCGCGUUGCACGAAAAACAAAGGCAGCACGAAGAAUUGUCCCUAAGAAAGAGAUGUGCUGAUUUCGCCCUAAAGAAGAAGUGUGAAAAUAACAAUAAAGGAAAAGAUCCAAAAGAUCCAAAGAAAGGUUCGGACCAGAAUAGGGAUUCUAAAAAGAAAAGCGCCGAUGAAAAGUCCAAGCAGAAAUUGACCGAAAAAGAGCAAAAUGUCAGCCCAUUAGGAAAGCUAAAAAAGAAGGUUGGACUUUCGAAAAAGGGUAAUGCUAAUAUGGACAAGUUUACAUCAACAAAAGCUAGAAAAUGGUAUGAGUCCUUUGGCAGACGAAAAAUAUGCCUAGAAGCGAACACUCAAAACUGGCAGGAAACGAAUGAAGUUAAGAAGUGGCUUUUUAAACAAGGCGAACGGGGACUCAUAAAGAAGUUUUGGGACAAGGAGUACAAGGCGAAGCGAAACAAGGGACUUCAACAGAGGAAAAGCUUUCAGCUCGAAGGGUUGGGCAUCUUCUUAAGAUCUGCCCUAUCAAGGCCCAGGAGAAGACCACUUCGAGGAUUGGAAGACGACCGCUGCCUGGAUUACAGGAAGCGGUUUUUCAAUCCGCGUCAGUGGUCCCUUUUUCCCGGGCCUGUUCCUCUGAACUACAAGACCUUGCCCAUGAGGACCAACUUCUUCAUUCGCCAACUGCUUCCCGACCUGAAGCCACUGGCCAUCAACGAUUACCUGGGUGUGUACUGGCUCCAUCGCAUCACUUCUAGCCCUUUCGGCAAACGGGGCUACAAAAGGGACGAUCUCUGCAGGGGUUCGUCCUUUUUGUAUCCCUUUACUGAAAUUGGUGGAAGGAAUUGCACAGAUGACCGCCAGUAAAAGAGUAACCAGAAAAACGGAAGUGCGAAGAGAUCCAGAUGAGCUGCUAUUGUGUGAAGAUGCCAACUUACAAAUACAAUUAUUAAUUAAAAUGUAA
Messenger RNA from Drosophila erecta, 3472 nucleotides. RefSeq lists its product as uncharacterized. The coding region runs from base 1 to 3375 and encodes 1124 amino acids. The transcript has a single exon. The record is from RefSeq and is a predicted model, not a curated record. Lineage: Eukaryota; Metazoa; Arthropoda; Insecta; Diptera; Drosophilidae.